Messenger RNA from Alligator mississippiensis (American alligator), 3470 nucleotides. It is a transcript of the gene CDC25B, whose product is annotated as cell division cycle 25B. Gene Ontology annotation, biological process: positive regulation of G2/MI transition of meiotic cell cycle; G2/M transition of mitotic cell cycle; protein dephosphorylation. The record is from RefSeq and is a predicted model, not a curated record. The transcript is spliced from 16 exons. Gene Ontology annotation, molecular function: protein tyrosine phosphatase activity. NCBI's taxonomy places the organism in Eukaryota, Metazoa, Chordata, Crocodylia, Alligatoridae. Bases 93 to 1721 code for a protein of 542 amino acids. Gene Ontology annotation, cellular component: nucleus; cytoplasm.
CGGGUCGCGGAGCAGAAGCGGCGUCUGCCGGGCGGGCUAGCCCUCGUCUCCCGCCCGCCUUCCUUCCCUCCCUCCCUCCGCGGCCCCGCACCAUGGACCGGGACCGGCAUCGGGAUGCGGACGCGGAGCGGGGCCCGGGCGGUCCCGGCCCCAGCCCCCGCCGGGCGCCCCCGCGCCCCCUCCGCAGCUUCCGUCCCGCGCCGCCGGUUCGAGUCCUGUCUCCGGUCACGCACCUCGCCGCGGGCAUGAGCAACCUGGCGGGGCUGGGCAGUAACUGCGACACCCCCAAGCGAAAGCGUCUGGGAAUGAUCCUCAAGAGCGUGUCGCAGGACUCGGUGUCCUCGGAGGCUUCGGAUGCAGGUGUCGGGCUGGAUUCCCCAACACAAGAGGACCCCGAUGCCCUCGAAGACGUCUUUGAGAAGGCCAUUCAGGAGUCUGGCAAAGUCAUCAAAGACAAAUUCCUCAUGCGGAGAAUCCAUUCCCUGCCGCUGAAGCUCCUGGGCACCAGCCCUGCCCUGAAGAGCAUGUCCAGCCCCCCGACAGCCAGAGAUCGCCGCGCCCUGAUGGAGAACAAGGAGAACGAGGGCGUGUUCAAAAUCCCACUGAGGCCCACGCCCCGUAGCCGGCUGCACACCUCCGAUGGGGCUGGCAGCAGGGACCCCUUUGCACAGAGACCCAACUCCGCCCCGGACCUCAUGUACGGCAGCCCCGAGAAGGAAAAUGUGGCGAUGGAGGCUGAGAGCCCUGUGUGUCUGCGCCGCUCCUCCCUGACCUCCUCCAUGAGUGAUGAAGAGGACGAUGGCUUCAUGGAGAUCCUGGAUGACGAGGAGAUGAAGAGCGAAACCAGCAUCCCUGCGGGGAUGAAGAACCUGCUGAUGGCCCCGCUGGUGAAAAAGGAAGAAGCCGAUCUGGGGUUGGCGAAGCCCAGCAAAUGCCGCCAGCUCUUCCGGUCUCCCUCCAUGCCCAGCAGUGUGAUCAGGCCCAUCCUGAAGCGGCUGGAGCGGCCGCAGGACAAGGACACGCCGGUUAAGACCAAGCGGCGGAAGAGUGUGGCAGGCACCGCCGUCGAGGAGGAGCCGAAAUCCCGGCUGCUGCGCUCCAAGUCUCUCUGCCACAACGAGAUUGAAGAGGUCCUGGACAGCGAUCACCGGGAGCUCAUCGGGGACUUCUCAAAGGCUUACCUCCUGCAGACGGUGGAAGGGAAACACCAGGACCUGAAGUACAUCUCCCCAGAAAUGAUGGUGGCAGUCCUCAAUGGCCAGUUCAACAGCCUCAUCGACAGCUGCGUGAUCGUGGACUGCAGAUACCCGUAUGAGUACGAGGGAGGCCACAUCAAGGGGGCCGUGAACCUGCCGCUGGAGCAGGACGUGGAGGACUUCUUGCUCAAGACGCCCAUCAUGCCGUUCGACGCCUCCAAGAGGGUGAUCGUGAUCUUCCACUGUGAAUUCUCCUCUGAGAGGGGGCCCCGAAUGUGCCGGUUCGUCAGGGAAAAAGACCGCUCUUGCAACGAGUACCCCAGCCUGUACUACCCUGAGCUGUACAUCCUGAAAGGGGGCUACCGUGAGUUCUUCCCCCAGUACCAGACGCACUGUGAACCCCAGAACUACCGCCCCAUGCACCACGAGGACUUCAAGGAGGACCUGCGCAAGUUCCGCCUCAAGAGCCGCACGUGGGCCGGGGAGAAGAGCAGGCGGGAGCUGUACAGCCGCCUCAACUUCUGACCGGGCCGGGGCAGGGGAUGCGGGAGGAGACGGCCGGGCGGACAUCACGGAGAGACUCGCCCCCCGCCCCAGCGCCUGGGGGUCAGCUCCCACCACCAGAGCCCGUGGCUCUGAUGUGCUGUCGGAGACUUCAUGGGCAUCGAGCCUUGUGGAUGCUGCCCUGCCCCACGCCGCAGACCGGAUUCCCCACUCAAUGCUGUGAAACCGCGGCGGUCGGCACCUGGAUCCUCGUUGGUGCUUGAACUGUGAGCCGGAAACCCUCCGUCCAUCCAGGAGCAUCUCCAAACAGCGACUGAUCUACCCUCUGGUGCCUGGGAUGGUCUUUGCCCCACCCGGCAGAGCUGCUUUGUUACCCAGGAAGGAGAAACCCCGGUGCUGUGCAGGCUCCCUGCCCUCGAGACCCUGCUGUAAGCACGUGGGCUGUGUCCUCGGUCACGGCAGGAAGCUGGUGCGGGGGGAGGCCUCUGGGGAUCUUUGCUGUCUUGGGAUGUUUUUGGAAACUGCGUUUUGUGCAAAUCAUGACCAUGAUCCAUAGCUUGGGACAGGAUGAAUGAAUGUCCUUGGCAGGGGGGGAGGGGAGCUGCCUGCAUCUUGGAGUAGAGCAAGGACCCUGGCAUCAGGCCUGUUUUAGAAGUGAGCCGAGUUGUUUUUUGGAGGGUUCAAGCCAAGUUAUGCCCAUUGCUGUUGGGUUCAGCGUGGCCCCAGCCUGCUCCAAAGUGCACAUGAGCCUUUAUAAGGACUUUAAGAGUAACAAAGCAGCCAGUCCACAUGGCAGAGACUAAGCUGAAGUUGUAGCCUGGGCUCCACUUCCUCCUCCUGCACCCCCAGUCUGGAGGGGGCAGGGCCUGGGGGUCAGAGUCAGGCUGGGGCAUUAGGAUCCUUUGUGCAGCUGUAGCUAGGAGCUUGUGUGGACUCGUGUCUGCCUUGGUGGGACUAUCCCAGCUGCUCGCAAAUGGUGCAGAGGGGCCGGAGCAGUAGCUUAACCCCCUGGGGCAUAACCGUUUUCAUACGGCCUCUGCUUGCCGUGGUAUUGGGGUCCCCCUGCACACGGGACCCCCUUUGGGAAGCAGGAAGGUCUGGGCAGAUGCUUCCCAAGGAACAACUCCUUAAUUAACUGUGCUGGGCGCCAGGGUGGGGAAGAGAAGGGCCCGAAGGCAUGAGUGGAGCAGCACGAGCCUCCAUCCAAGCGCCAGAAACACCCCACCGGGGACAAAGCACUUAAACCCAAGUUGCACCCAGGGCAUGAGACCAGAGGCAAUGCCGGGGCCUGAUGCAUCUCUUGCCUGCACUGGCAUAAAUCCAGAGUUAACUGCAUUGGGGUCAGCAACUCUCACAUCCUGACCCCCCCCUUGGGACAUGACCCCUCUAGGUGCACAGGGCCCAGCUCUGCUCAAUAUUUAAAUAUUUGAUUGAAAUGAUUUUUUUAAGUCUGUCUGAGGCCAGGUAGAGAGGUUAUUUCUGGUCCCUCAAGGGUAGGGGUUGGGGGUGGGUAUUGAGGAAGCCCUGGCCUUCCAGUGCAGUGCAUCUGUGUGUGUAAUAACCAAAGGGUGAGUCUGGCCGUGGGUGCAAUAGGAGUGGGUGGAAGUGCAGGGGACCCGUGAGCAGGCUCUUGGCCCGUGGGGCAGGGGCAGGGGCUGGGGGUUUGGAUGUCUGGAUGUUCUGUGUGUGUUUGGGUCAACUGAGCUUUUAAUGGAUGUGGGAGGAAAGAUCGUGGCCCCUGAGGCAAUAAACUGCUGGGUCCAAAACGUG